AGCUCAAGUCGAUAAAAUGUAGCCAAAGUUAAACAAUAUGGCUGUGUAUACGUUCGACAAAAAGUGUAACGUGGAAAUUUCAUUCGUUUUUAAAAGUUCGUCAUAGUUAUAUCUAUAUUGGAAAAGGUUUGAUAAAUUAUUUAAGAAUCAUGGCUACCAUCAGCAAAAGUAAUCUAUCUAGAGAGGAUAUAAGAUCUGCGGAUAAGGACGAAAAAGAAACCCUCUUGGAACAUGAUAGUGAGCCCGAUGAAGAUAUGAUAUUUAACAAUGAAAAAACUGCUUGAUAUAUCAUCUCUCAUCAGUGGAGGUUCAUUAAGAUCAUGAAAAUGUUGAAGACUUAAGAUAUGCCUUUUAUCCACCCAUCAUGUCUGACAUAUGAUUUCAGCCGUCCCAGUACGUCAAAUGGAAUAAGCAGAGCCGAUGGAAAAAUGGAUAGCAUCAGAAUCCAAAUUCAAGAGGUGACAGAUGUGAUGCGAGAUAACGUGAAGAAAGUCAUGGAACGUGGAGAGAGAUUAGAGGAUCUACAAGAUGCAAGUGAUCGAUUGUCUAUGGCUGGUAGUCAAUUUAGAGAAGCAGCAAAGAAAGCACAACGAAGGGCAUGGUUACAAAACGUGAAAUCACGGAUUAUUAUUGUCAGUGUUACAUUGACGAUCGUUCUCUUUAUCGUUGUUUUGGACAUCUUGGCGCUUUACCUGGUUCUCAGAUAGCAAACGUCCUAUAGAGUGGUAUUCUGUUCUUCAGAAAUGAAGUAUCCAUUAUUAUCAAGUAUACGUGACCUCAAUAUCUUCAACAACGAGAGAUCACAGUCGAUGUCACAAGCACAGACCUUGUCUUUGUACCUUUUUUCGCGGAAUUAUUUGUGCGUAAUUUAAUUAUAACCUUGUGUAUAUAUAUAUAUAUAUAUAUAUA
Molecule: messenger RNA, 909 nt
Organism: Vespa mandarinia (Asian giant hornet)
Lineage: Eukaryota; Metazoa; Arthropoda; Insecta; Hymenoptera; Vespidae
Product: vesicle-associated membrane protein 3
Biological process (GO): Golgi ribbon formation; vesicle-mediated transport
Cellular component (GO): membrane
Source: RefSeq, a predicted model, not a curated record